Messenger RNA from Bacillus rossius redtenbacheri, 16375 nucleotides. RefSeq lists its product as uncharacterized. The record is from RefSeq and is a predicted model, not a curated record. The coding region runs from base 293 to 814 and encodes 173 amino acids. Lineage: Eukaryota; Metazoa; Arthropoda; Insecta; Phasmatodea; Bacillidae. The transcript is spliced from 8 exons.
GAGCGCGCCAGAAACGUAGCCAAUCAUAUUUGGCCAUCUGUCUUUUACGUUCCCAAUUUUCCAGCAUGUUUGAUUUUCAACGAGAAAAUUCUGCCGUUGCCAUAUAGGACACGGUACUAGAAUUUUCUCUACGUUUCUUUUACUAGUUUCUGCUGGUUGUCUGCUUGCAGCUACCGUGCCCUGCAAGCCACUCGGAAAUGUAAAGAAUGCUGUGGCCAUAUUUCACACACAGGACAAUGUAUUCACAGAAAGAUGACCAUGUGGAGUCUGAAGACAAGCCGACAUCGAAAAGAUGGAAGUGCCUGUGCGGGAAGUCACGCUGGAGAUGACGGACGACACUUGGUACAGAGACGACAGCAGCUACGGCGUCCCACUUCACAGGCCAUCAUCUUCGACCUCAGGGUACCGGGAGGUUAGCACGCCCCUCCAGCCGCUAGACGCCCGCUCGCUGCUGGCCGCGAGACUGCUGCAGGAGUGCGCGCAGCCCCGGGCUCGCAGCGCUGUGUCGUCGACCCCUCCGAGCUCCCUGGACCUGGAGUGGGAGCACGACGUGUGUCUCCCCGUGCAAGCCAUGCACUUCGCGCCGCCGGCGGACGACUGCUCGGUCGCGACCGGCCGCGAUGGGGCGACGGCGACCGGCCCCAGCAGCGCCGCCUGGUCGCGCGUGUCCUCGCCCGACUCCCUGGAGUGGGACCCCGCGGAGGCGCCCCUGUGCGCCGCGGACCAGCUGGACCUGGAGACGGAGCAGCUGCUGGGCGAGAUAGAGCGGCUCACCUCCAGGGCGCUCCGCGAGACCGGCGACUGGACCAGCUGAUCUCGUGUCGGCGUUGUCGAGAGUUCAAGAAACUGCAUCUUGGGACUUCUUUGAAGAAGCCAGGUUGAAUGAGGCAUGUCUUUACAGGGAGCGUGAAGCGGAGUCUACGACUACACACCAAAUAUUGGAAGAAGAAAGUGCAUUAAUUCCAAGUAGAUAUAAAGAAGCUGUUUUCGUAAGGCUAAUAUAAUGUUAUUGGUUGUGAAAUUACAGUGUAAAGUAUAAAGUAGUUUAAAUUUGUUACAUUGAAAGAGAGUCUGGAUAAUUGUGUUGGUUCUUGGAUGGUAAAUUAUGGUUACAUAAUAAGGUUAGAAUCUGAGUUUAAUAUGCAAGUGUAUCACUGGUUUGAAGCUGCCUUGUAUAAUUUAUUCUUUACUUAUUGUUGCACAUGAUAAUCUUACUGUUUAACAGUCAUUAUUGCUAAUUUGGAGACAAGAAUUAAUAGUUUGGUUUUGAGGCCAAUUUUAUUUUUAAAACAGAAGAUUUUGGUGGUAUAUAUUUAUAGUUUUUCUUAUAGAUUCUAUUUGUUCAAUAAGAUUUUGUAUUAUUAAAUAAAUAAAACAAUAAUUUUAAAUACAGUAAAACUCUGGUAAAAUGUUUUUCAAGGAACUUAUUCAAAUAACUUAUCAGGGACAACUUCUUAAAUGGAAAAGGAAAAAUUUUUCUCCAUAUAGUUUGCCAUUUGUCAAUUUAUUCAUGUUUCGAUUUUUAUAGAUAAAAAAAAAGCUUAGUGCUACACUAAAUAUAUAUUAAGGAAAUGGGAGUGAUAAUUUACACUUGGAAUAUGAUUAGGUUGCAAUUAUAGAUUAUUCCACACCUAAACCCUAAUUUUUGUGUCUCAGAAUACCUGCCUUAGUGUUCAUAAAGUUUAGCUAGCCAUUGUCUUAAAAUAUUUAUAAAUGUUGUGGAUGCCCCAUACCUGUUUGAUGUUCCUCAAAUAAUUUUGUUGUAAUGCAAAAUAAAACUCAGUUACUACAUGUACACAGUCAUAUUUUCUGAGGACAUUUGAAGCUUUAGUUUGAAUAUUGGUUAUUUCAAGAAGCCUUGAAGUAAAAUCAAGCCGUUAUGGGUCAGAACUUUGAAAGAAAUUAAAGGGGAAAAAAGUUUAGUUACGUAAGUAAAUCAUGCAUGUUUUGUUAUGUUUUUAAGAACCAGUAAUCUUUUGAAUACUUGGUGCUCUGCAUAUAUUUAUAUUUAAAUCAUAUAUAUAAUAUCAAAUGUAUGUUAACACUGGAUAAGUUGUUUGUUGUGAAACGGUAAUUCCCUAAUCAUCUAUGCAUGGAUAGUAAAUAAUUAUUAUAGUUUUGGUGGUUCUAGUUGUACAAACACACAAAUUGAUCAUGUGACACACAUUUGUUUAAAUUUUAUGAAAACCAUGUCGUCACAGUGCUUGUUAACAUUUUCUGAAUGUUGAUAUGUGCCAUUAGAUUACAAGCAUUUACCGUAUAUACUCGUGUAUAGCGCGCCCUUUUUUCCCCUCAAGUAAGGGAAAAAAAUAAGGAUGCGCGCUAUACACGGAAAAAAAAAGGGGGGGUGUGGAAGGGAGGAGGAGUGGAAGUUGUUAACUGCCAGGUGAUUGUUGACGUUUCUGGCCAGCCCCCCACACAUACGCACAAGCAACAAGGCCUCUCUUUCACACACACACACACACACACACACACGCAACCUGGUCUCUCGCGCGCACGCACGCGCACACACACACACACACACACACGUGCGCGCGCAAGCUCGCACGUCUCUUGUUUAUUUUUAGACCUCCCCCUCUACACAAAGCCAACGCAGCUAGUAAAAUAAAAGAGAGAGAAAGAAUGUUGUCGCCAUUCCCCCUCCCACUUCUUUCGCUUCCUCGUCCCAGCUGCUACCGGUGAGUCAUCUAAUCCUCCGCGCGUCUCUGUUACUGCCUGCCUCCCUCCCUCCGCCCAAGUACCAGUUGUGACAAUACAGCGCUUCAUUAUCUUCCGUCUACACAGCAGAGUUUAAGUAUUUUCCUGACGCAUCACCACACAUCAAUUUAAAUUAUCAUUUGUUUCACACGUACAGGUACCACAAAAUGUUAGUAAAAUUUAUUUAUGGGGAAAAAAAAAUUUUUUCUUUGGAAUUUGUUGCAAAAAUCGUGGUGCGCGCUAUACACGAGGGCGCGCUAUACACGAGUAAAUACGGUAUCACAAAUGUACUGCAAAGAAAAUUUUUUUUUGUAGCUAUCAUUUUGGAAGUGAAACUUCUUUCCUUGUUUUUAAUACUAAUGCAGUUACCGUAUUUAAUCACAUAAUGUCCGCACAUUUCUUUUUAAAUACUUGAAAUGGAAUUUUUUUAAAUCCGCAUAAAGUCCGCACUAGACAAAGCAACCUUGGCCACCCCUGAAAGGCACAGAAACGGGAUGGAAAUUUACCGACAUUGUCAACAAUGCUUUGACCUUGAGUUGUUCAUUUCUCCGGAGUGGUCGCAGAGAGGGUUUGUAGUAUGGUGAAACUGUCCGAACUCAGAAACUCGCACUCUACUGCGCAGCUGCCUGCGACGUCCCGCGAGUUGCAAGGGGAUGGGCUAUAUAUAGCACAAGCCAGUACACGUCAACUCACACUACGUCACAAAGUAGGGGAGGUAGCGGAGAAGUGGUGGGGGUUCAUGUGCACGGUUUUUUUAUACACACAGUGGGCAGGGACAGGGAGGGAGGCUCGCAGGCACCGGCUAAUGCAGACAUUAGACAUCUGCCCCGUGCCGUCAGUGGCCAUCUCAAUGAAAGAUUAAAAAAAUAUCUUUUCACGCAAAGCGUUAAUUUUGUGUAGGCUGGCUGCGGCUUCUGAACAUAAGAGCGCACACGCGAGUGAGAGAAGAAAAAAAAUGAGUGGCGUCUUCCACUAAUCGCCAGCACCCAAUUACGUAUCUUGACACCUGUCACAUUUCUCACGUUCGCUGCGGAGGGUCGCCAGUUACCAGCGCUCUGCUAGUAAACUGAUUAUGAGAGAACAAUUUUUUUACUCUACACAAAAUGUAAAAUAUUGAGGAAAAAAAUUUUUUUUUUCGGACUUCACGUCAUAGUGUCCGCACCCCAUUUUUUUUUGUCAAAAAUGUAGCCAAAUUACUGCGGACAUUAUGAGAGUAAAUACGGUAACUUUUGUUGAUGUGGAAACAAUAACUUUUUAAAACGAAUUCUAUGGUUUACAUUCUGUUGAAUGCUGAAUGUUAAUUAUGUCAGCCUGCCAUAUAAAAUUUACAUACAUAACUCAGAGGAAUAUUACAAUCACAUAGAAAGUUUGAGGCGUGGAGAUUGCCGUCAGCACUUAUGCAUGAUCUUCAUUCGGAGCUAUUUUUGAAGGUGGUAGUUCUUAACCACUUGUAUCGUAGCAGUAGUCAAAAUCUUUCUUGUGAAGAUCCUGCAUGGGUAGGGACAUGAUUACAUGGUGAAUUGCGAUAAAACCGAAAUAACACCGGAAAGCACAUCGGAACACCGAAACGCAAGUGAAUACAUCAUUUAGCACUGAAGUAGUAUUUAAAAACUUAAUUCAAAUUUUAAAAAAAAAGUAAUAUUUUAAUAUUUGAAAUUCAGGGACUGUCUUUUCCGGACCAAAAUAGUACCAAAAUGCAAGGUUCAGAAAAAUUAAUUUAAUCUGUUUUAAUCUGCAUCUCAUAUUGAAUCAUUUGUAAACCACAUAUGAUCAUUUAUUUUUAAUGUUCUGUUUUAGACCAAUUUAUUACAAAUUAUUUUAUUGUAAAAAUAUAAAUUUUACCACUAUUUUUGUGGUGUAGGUAUAACAAAACAGCUUUUAUAAAAAUAAAAACAAUAACACAAAAAUCUUUUGCUUUAAAAACAAAAUUGGACUAAAAAUAAAACCUAAAAAUCUUGUCUCUAUGCAUGGGCAGACACUAGAGGUUUUUGUAGGUCACUUUUAAUUUGUGAAGUUUGAGGAAUCUGAAAGAAAGAUCUAAGUCAAACAAUUUAAAAAAAUAUUAUUUCCAUCUAAGUGUUGUCUGCCGAUCAACAAUAACUAUAUUGUUUAAAACAAAACACACAUGAUUGAUGAGAUGUUAUAAUCUUUAUUCUCCUCCUAGCAAGUUUGUGCUAUCACAUCUAAAGAAGUUUCACUUCAAAAAUUAACAGUGUGUGCACCAAUAAGACAACGUACACUUCGCCUUUAACCACUUCAGAUAAUGAGAAAUGUUAUAUGCUUUUAAUUAUAAUUAUUAGACCUGUGUGAUUAUCUGAUUUUAAGUUUGAAUUUUAAAAUGUAUACCAAAACAUUCUUCAAUAUAAAUAUUUAAAUUGAGUACACCCACCCCUCGAAGUAACACUAAUUCAUUUCAGGAAAACAGAGCGCUAAUCAGUUAUGUUUUAUUUUCCAUAAGUGUGCUCAUCAAUUAAAAUAAUUGAAUUGAUUCCCUAACCAUUAGAGUGUGUUUGUGGACUAUAAUUUCAUUUGUCACUGCUUCCAAAAAAAAAAUUAAUUUCAUGUCUAAAUACAUAAACAUUUGAAUUGCAUUUUAAAAAUAAACAUCCUAAAAAAAAUUAGUGGUCCUUGGGUGUAACAUUUCCUAACGAAGUAGGCACUAACAGCAUUUCCUGAGUUACAAAAUAUUCAUGUUAUUAACAUAAAUUAUCUGUUUCAAUAUCUAAUAAUGUUAAAGAAGCAUCAAUUUUACACUUUAAAUUAUAAGGGUUAGUUAACCUAUUAAUGUAAUUCUCGACUCUGUUUACUAAAUGCAUGUCUGCCAACUAUAACACUUGAAUCAUUAACCACAUGAUUUGUGUACCUCUAACACAUCCUGGUAUGCGCGAGUUGAACUUGCUCUGAGAGCUUCAAGCCUUUCUCACCAGAAAUGCUGCCGACUUGCUGAAUGGCGUAACUAACAUACUUGAACACAGAUGGGCUUUUGUGAUAUUUCUGUGUAAUAUAAAUCAAUGUAUAAUUUUUAAUGGGUUCAGGAAAUGAAGUAAACUGAUAUCAAUAAAAGGGUUAACUUUUUUUUCUGAUUCAUCGCAGUUAUUUGUGCAUUGUGUUCAAUGUUGCACAAGUGCUGUUGCCAUUGUGCGCACACAGAAGUUGAGAAAUUCACAUAGAAGGGUAGAGCACUGCUUUGAAUCUGUGAACAUGCUACUAAGCAUGUCCUAAUUCGUUGGCGUCAUUACUUCAAAACGUGCGAAUUCAGUGUUUGCUUAAAGAGGAGGGCGUAAUAAGAGUGAGGAAAGUUUCGAUGUAUAAAAUAAGUUUUUAUAACUGGAAAUCGUGUAUUAAAAAAACCUUGUGCGUGCUUUGAUGCAUUGAGAUUCAAUAUUUCACAUUUGGUAUUCCCUAGUGUGUGCAAACUUAUUUUUUAGGACCAGCCAGCACGAAGAACAUUUUCAGUAGCGAGUAGCCUGUUGCAAAAAUCUUUAAAUUGUAAUUUAUUUUGUUAGCCACACGUCUUCUUAACAUACAUACCACAGAAAAACAUACUUCAAUGUAAUGUUGUUGCAAAAAAAAAAGUAAACAUUUACCAAAUAUGUGUAUGAAAUCCAUUUUCAUGGACUUCUAAUGGAACUAUAGUCAAAUUAUUUAAAUAUACUAAAUUCACAUUAAGAAGUUACAACUCCUCCAUUUGAAACAAUACUAUUUAAUGGCAAAUACAAACUUUAAUUGUAACAAGAAAAAUUGUUCGAGCACAUACAUCAACAUUCGAACCGACGCCAUGAUGAUGCGUAACUGUCCGUUUAGUCCGAAGAUCGCAGCACUGUCCCAAGGUUCAACGGGUGGUGCAAGAAGGCACCAAGUCGCACAAUUAAAAAAAGUACACAGGAACCCUCAACAAAAAUCAUUUACAUAAAAUUGCACCUAGCUGUUAAUAAGCAAUUACAAUGAAGUCCAUUUUUGGUGCUUCAUUGCUAAAAAAUAAAUAAUAAUUUUUACUGUUAAAACACAAAGCAAUUUUGUUAGUGACAUGUUUUCCAAACAAAAUUUUACCAAAUUGGGAAUAUAUGAUGUCUCAUCACAACUACUUAUUUUCGUCACUUUUUUAUUUUUUUUAUUUAUUUAUUUAUUUAUUCAUUUCAUUCCGUAGACCCCUUACAAACUGCUGGAGUUCUGGGAUAUGGAACAUGUCAGUUUUAUAUACAUUAAAAAAUAACAUAUCUAAGAUCAGCGCUUACACAUAAACCCACAGCAAUACAUAAAUACAGUAAUCUAUGUACAAAAGAAUAACAAAAGUAUGUAUAGUAUUUGAUUAUAUAUUUAGACACCAUUUCACAUAUACAUUUAGCUUGAGACUUUAUUAUAUUUGACAGAUUUAUUAAUUUUUUAAUAGUGGAUCUUCUUAUUAUAUUAUACAAUAUCAAAUGUGAGAUAAAAGUUAUUGUGUUACAAGAAGUAGAAUAAAAUGUCAAACAGUUAGUAUGUGAGAAAUUCAUCCACUGUAUAGAAUGUCUGAGAUAAAAGAAAUAUUUUAAGGUUCUUCUGGAAUUUUUUAUUAUUUUGUUUGCUUAGCUCUUUCAGACUCUCAGGUAACUUAUUAAAUAGUUUUAUGCCUGAGAAAAUUGCACCCUUCUGACUUAGCUUGAGUCUGUUAAGUGGCAAGUGGAGGUCAUUUCUAUUUCUGGUAUUGUAUGUGUGCACAUCUGAGCUUUUUAAAAAGUAGUCAAAAUUCUUUACUACAAAUUUAAUUGUAGAAUAUAUAUAUUGUGAAGGAAAAGUAAGAAUGUUAAGUUUUUUGAAUAAUGGUCUGCAAGAGUCCAGUUUUUUUGCUCCCGUCAUAAUUCUGAUGACUCUCUUCUGUAUAAUGAAAAUGUGCUUGCUAUGGGAAGAUUGUGCCCAGAAAAUUAUACCAAAUGACAUUAUUGAAUGAAAGUAUGCAAAGUAUACUUGCUUAAGUGACUCUAGGUUCAUAUAAUGAGCCAAAGUACGUAAUGAAAAGCAGGCUGCAUUUAGUUUAGGUAUAAUGUUGUGUAUGUGUGUGUUCCCAUUCAAACAACUAUCUAAAUGAAGACCUAAGAAUUUGGUAUUCAUGCAUCCCUUUAUGACUGUAACUCCGUAAUUAACUUGCAAGUCAUUAUUCUGCACGUAGCUUGUGUUAAAUUUAAGAAAUGCUGUUUUUUCUAGAUUUAAUGUUAAUUUGUUUGCUUCGAACCAUAUUUUUAAGUUGCGAAGCGUUUCAUGUAUAUUGUUAGUUAGAGUCUGAUGGUUAGCUUGAGUGAAAAGUAUGCUGGUAUCAUCAGCAAAGAGAACUGCAUUAGCUUUAUCAGCUAUAUAACAAGGCAAGUCAUUUAUAUACAAGAUAAAAAGCAAUGGACCAAGAAUAGACCCUUGUGGGACACCACAUUUGUUUACACCUACUUCCGAGAAUAUUUCACCGUUGUCUUGAUCCGUUAUGGCUACUUGUUGAUAUCGUUGAGUUAGAUAGGAUGUGAACCAUUGUAAUUCAGUGCCUUGAAUACCAUAAUGAUACAGUUUGUCUAGAAGUAUCUUGUGGUCCACACAGUCGAAAGCUUUGGUUAAGUCGCAAAAAAGACCCACAGCCUUCUCUCUCUUAUCUAGGGAUUUUAGUACUAUUGAUGUUAAUUUAAACGCUGCGUCAUCAAUGGAUUUACCACUGCGAAAUCCAUACUGAUCUUUAGUCAAUAGGUUAUUUGACUCAAGGUAUUUAGACAGUCUUUUAUGUACUAAUUUCUCCAUUAUCUUAGCAAAUGUUGAUAUAAGUGAAAUGGGUCUGUAGUUUGACAUUAAAUUCGCAUCAUUCUUUUUAUGGAGAGGUUUAACAAUGGUAAAUUUUAAUCGUUCUGGAAAGAUACCUGUUGAAAAUGAUUUAUUAAAUAUGUUACUAAGAGGGGUACUGAUCUUGUUGAUACAUUUCUUGAGUAGUACACUUGAUAUUUGAUCAUAGCCUGUAGAAGUUUUAGGAGCUAAAGAGUGUACAAUUUCACAAAUUUCUGUAGGUGUUGUGGGGGUAAAUACAAAAUUACACGUUUUUCUAGGCAGAGUUUGCUGCAUAAGUUUUAUGGGGUUAUUUUUUGUCGACAGAUUUUUGAAUAGCAUAUCAACUAUUUCUAAGAAGUAGGUGUUAAAAGCAUUUGCUACAUUUGUUGCUUCUACUAACGAUUUCCCAUUUACUAUUACAGUAAUAGGGUAGUUUGACUUAGGCUUGUUACUUUUACCAGUCAUAUGUUUAAUUAUAUCCCAAGUAGUUUUAGCCUUGUUUUUUGAUUUUGAUACUAAAUUUUGAAGGUGGAACUGCUUAGCUUUAUCAAUGACUCUGCUUAGUAUUUUGCUAUAAUUCUUAUAGUAAGAUUUGAGUACAGCGUCAUUUGACGUCCUGCAAAGCAAAUACAGCUCUCUUUUCCUUUUACACGACGUUUUUAUGCCUUAGGUUAACCACAGAUUUUGAUAUCCCUCCCUCACCUGAACUAAUUUUGGAGGGAAAUUUGCUUCAAAAAGCCUUAAGAAGGUUGAGUGAAAUAAAUUAAACUGUAAAUUUGUAUCAUUAUCAGUGGAUGUAUUAAUCCAGUUUUCCUUUUUUAAAUCAGCUAUAAAAUGUAUUACUGAUAUGUUAUCUAUUGCCCUUAUUUUUUUAAGUUUGUUUUGUUUAUUCCUUUUUUCCAUUGUAAGUUCAAUAUUGUGCAGCUGUAUAACCUGAGCAUCAUGAUCAGAUAACGCAUUUAUCAGUGGAAUAACAAUAUAUUUAUCCAAAUUUUGUUUUUCAAUAAAUAUAUUGUCAAUUAUAGUAGCAGAAGUUGAUUGUAUUCUGGUGGCAAACUGAACAGUGGGAGUAAGAUUAAAGGAUCCUAAUAAGGAGUUUAAACGUUGUUUAUAAUGACUGUCUUCUAAAUAGUUUAUAUUAAAAUCCCCACAAAUAAUAGUUUCAAUAUUUGUCCUGAUCUUUUUUAAUAACAGCAGUUCUAAUUGCUUUAAAAAUAUCUCAAAUAUUCCUGUUGGGGAUCUGUAAACAGAAAUUAUCAGAACUCUCUUGGAAAGUAAUUUCACUAAGGCUACAGUACAUUCAAAAUCUUUUUCAGCACAAUAUUUAUCAACAUUAACAGUUUCGGUUUUGAUGUUGUCUUGUAUAAAGAUACAUACUCCGCCUCCCGAGAAUUUAUUCCUACAAUAGUGUGACACCAGUUUAAAUCCUGGAAUUCUAAUUUGUGGAACUUGAAUAGACUUUAGAUGGUGUUCAGAUAGACAUACUAUAUUAACCUUAGUCUUAUUUUCUACCUCAAACAUGUCUAAGGCUUCAAUAAACAAGUCAACUUUAUUUACAAUACUUCAAAUGUUUUGAUGGAAAAUAGUGAGAUGACUUUCAGGGGUCAGUCUGUUGUAGAUCUGGCAUUGACUGGUUUCAUUUGUACAUAUUCCCGGCCUAAAAAAUGUUUACUAUUUUCAUUUGACUUCUUUCUUAUCACCCACUUAUCGAGUAAGGUAGCCCUACAGGUUAUUUUUUCUUUAUCUAACACAUCGUUGUUAUUCUCCCUUAUUACCCAUCUAUCUAAAAAGGUACACUGUUUGACAUGUACUUUAUUUUGUAUACUGCACAACUGAUUGUAGAUCAAUGAUGCAAUGUGUUGUUUUCCUCUGUUGUUUAGAUGCUGACCAUGCCUAGUAUGAAGUGCUCUAUCUAAUUUACUUAUAUCAACAUAUUUUACAUUGUUGAACUGCAUGCAUAAGUUUUGAAUAUUUGUAUUUGUAACACUAAUAGCAGCAUUUACACAAGAUGAGCUAUCUAAAUCAUAUCUAAUGGGAAGACUCACUACAACUAUAGUUUUGUUGCUCAAGGCUUUGAGUGACUCACUGAGGGUAUGAACUGCUUCCAUGAUUAUAAAGUGUAAGUUUUAUGAUGCCCGUUGAAAGUUUAUUUUCUGUCUUAUUACAACAUUACAAGCUGAAUACUUUUUGGAGAUAAAAAUUUGUUUUAUAGAAGUCUUGGGUGCAAAAUUACACCACAAAAGAGCACAGACCUAGUAAUUAUUGUUUAUUAGUACAAAACUGGUUUUAUUUAUUUUUUGCACAGUGUAAUGACAAUAGUUUUGUAUAGCAUUGAUUAAAAUAAGUGUACAGAUAUUUCUUGUAUGAUAAUAGUACAGAUAUUAAGAGACCAGACAAAAAAACAACAAAAAUGCAAAGUUUUGGUUUUUUUCCCUCUAUCUUAAGAGCUGUACCAUUCCAUAUAUAUUUUAGUGCCACAUUUAUGUCUUUUAUUUUUGAUUCAUUUAUACAGGUAUUUAAAUUGUAUCUCAGUGAUUUCUUGAUUUUGUCUCAUUAAUAUUUUAAGUUAGUACCAAAAAUAUCAAAUAUUGUUAGUUAAAUUGCUGUAGUUAACAUGUAUAUUUUCUUCCAGUCAGAUUAGAAAGUACUUCUAUGAGAGAGAAUAUUGUGAGAGUAUCAACUAGGAUUUAAGUGAUAUAAAAAUAUUUUUCAAUAUGUUUUACCACAAAUCAUUUGUACAUCUUACUUCAUUAUCCUGGAUAUUCAGGGUAUACUGUAGGCUACUUACGUACAUUUAUAAGAGUAGUGAUACUUUAUAGAGGCCUUAAACAGUUAUCUUUAAUUUUUUUUUAAAUCUCAUUUAAUGUAAAUAUUUGCAUGCCUAUCAGUAUGUUCCACACAAAUGUUGGCUUACUCAUUCAAAUCUAUUAUGGUCGUGUUGAAAAUCAAAUAGCAGCAAGCAUUUUUAUUGGAAAUAAUUUGGACUUUUCAGAUAAUGUAAAUCUUUGAUGUGAAUUGCGUGGAGGGGGAUGGGGUUGCCAUAAUUACAUCUCCCUUUGAUGUUUACUUAGCCUACCAUAAAUAAAUGUUUGCAUUAAUAAACUGCACUACUGCUCUUUCUUUAUCGGAGAUUUGAGAGGUUCUUUCUUGAAAAUGUAGGUUUUCAAUCUUCCAGAAUUGUUUCAAAUUUUUCACAUUAACACAAAAUUCUAAAAACACUACUACGUAGUUUGUACUGAAGUACCAGCUUCUUUUGUAUGGCAGUAUGUGAUGGUUUUUACGAUGCUGUUUAGUGGCGUUCACAGCCUGAUGGGUAGUGAUACUUAAUGCUGCUGUUGCACAAAUGAGGAUGGGAAGCUGACAAGGUGGUGGUGAUUGGAGAGUUUUAGGUUAAAUGGGGAAGCUUGAAUUUUUGAUGAUAAUAGCAAGUUAAAAGGUUAUUUUAACGCAUUUCUGUGGUUUUAUCUGAUUAAAACCUUUUAAAAAUUAUACACAACUCAGUAGUACUACAAAUGUCAGAAAAUUAAUUUUUACGAAAAAAUUGGACUGACUUAAGAGGUUAAGAGUUGCCUGGAUUAGAUUAAUUUUUAUCCAGUUUUUAAAAAAAAAAUAUUAAUAGAUGCCAUUGUUGCUUUUCCCAUAGGCCCACUAUUUUUUCUCUUUGUAUCCACAUGUUGGAGUUCUGUAUCUGCCUUACGUUAUUUUGUGUCAUGGUUCUUAUUCCUGUGCUGUAGAAUUUAAAAGCCAGUUAGUCAAAACUGAUCAUCCUCCUUUUGUUCAUAAAACAGAUGGUUGACAAGUUUCAGCUGUCAUGCGUCUUAAGUCAAGGUGCAAAUUUUUUUUCCAAUUUUCAUUACUGAAAAACUGGAAACAAGUUUUUCACACAUUUUAUAGUGGUGUCUAUUGACACACUUCAUAUUUUGUAACUAGUCUGUUCACUACUAACCAGUAAAAACUGCUACCAUCUCAACUUUUUUUUAUUGAAUUUAUGGUAGUAGAAUAAUAUAUGAAACCUAAUUUUAAUUUGUAUAGUUUUCCUUAAAACAGUUGCAGACCUAUGGGAGGGCAAUACCCCCCCCCCCCCACCUAGAAAUAAACAAAACUGCAGUGAUAACCAUAAAUAAUUAUCUACUACCUUGACCUUUGAAGUCAGUUCAUUGUAAAAAUGUUUUUACAUUUUUUUUAUGCUAUUCUUCUGUCGACAUGACAGAAAUGCAAUAAAGUAGCCUUUUAAAGAGGCAAUUAUUUUAUAGAAUUUUGGACUCCAUUUAUCAGAAUAGUAUUCAGUACCACUUUACAUCCUUUGGUCAUCUGCCCCGACCAAGUUCCAAGUUGGAUCCACCACUGUUCUGUAGCUAAACAGCAUGUAAGUUCUUGUGUUUAGAAGGCAGUGCAGGGGUUAUGAAUUAAUUGUGGCACAAAAACUGAUGUAGCUAAGGUGACUUGCAGGACUUUCCUUAAAGCUUUCAUUGUCUGUUUUACCUGGUAAACUUUUAUACAGGUGUUAACAUUUUUAGUUGGUUCACCGUUGAGAAAAGUAUGGAGUAACAAUUGUGUUUUUUUUUUCUUUCUAAUUAGCUAUAUGAAAGAUGAUUUGUCUUCUCUAUAUGUGAUAAGUUUAAGUUUAAUACUAAAAUUAUUUGUAAUGAAAUGUUAAUGCAGUUGAAAUUUCAGUUUGAAUGCUUUUGUGCAGGUUUUUUGCUAAUUGUAUUGAUUUCAACGACAUUUUUUGUCCCUCGUCCACCCUUAAAUUUUCACGUCGUAAUGCAGCACAAUUGGUGGUUUCUGUAGGUUUGAGUGAAUAUAGACACACGAACAUAGUACGCACUGUGCCAAGACAGACAUCACAGAGUAGGGGAAAAAUUUUUUAGAAUGUUUAUGUGUGACUUCCAAGCCCAAGUAGGAGAAAUAAAGGUUAGUGCAGUGAAAGUUUUUCAAUCCAACAAGCCAUACCAGGUUGGUGAUCGUCAAUAUAGUUUUAACUGGAAAUAUCAAUGAAAAAAUUAACAUACAGUACAAUGGUAUCUAAAACAAGUUGUGAGAUGCUGCUUUAUAGAAAGAACAAAAAAUUCAGAUAAGAGUUGGUCUUCACUGUACCAAAAUGAUAAUCCAAGUAGACUAAAAACGCAGGCAGCACAAUAAUGGGACUUGGCGGCCAAAGUGAAUAGCGGGAACCCACCCAGCUCGUUUAAUGCAAAAUUAUUAGGACUGUGCUAAUAUUUAAAUUUUUGAAUAUGAAUAUGAAGAAUAAAACUAUUUGAUUUGACCUAGAAUAUUAACAACUAUAUUUACUUAUUUAGUUGCUUACGAAUACAUAUUUCUUACAUUGUAAGCUUAUUUUGUACCAACGUUGACUGUUGAGGUUAAGUCAUUUGUGCAUUAUAAAUAUCCUAUUUUCAUGUUUUAAUAGGGUUUUAUAAAAAAAAUAUUAAUAACUGACAUUUUAAACAUGCAACAACUAUUCAAAGGUUUUUUUUACCAUGGCUGUCUCAAUUAACAGUAACAGAAACAUCGCACAAAUGAUUCAAAACCCAGCAUAUCUGUGAUUUCAAACUUGAAAACAAAAUUUUUUUAUUCAUUUCAUCACAUGCACCAUGAGUAGGCAUAAUUAGGAAAAAUAACUGUCAACAACCAUGGAAUACAACACCACUGAACACUGACACUCCAUUGCGAUGACCAUUAAAAGAAAUAGGUAACAGACAUAAAUUCAAAGUACUAGAAUAAAUUGAGUCACAAUCGAUCCAACACCAUGGAACAUAGUUUAUCAGCUUACUGGCUGUGUAUAUCUAUGACAAAACUGAUGUUGCAACUCAAAAAAUAAUAACAAAAAGUACAUGAUUUUAGGAUCUCAGAUGAAAUAGGCAGAAAUUGUGUUUAUAAUAUUGCUGAACUAAAAUACAGUUUGUUUACCUGGUUGCAGUUAACUACGAAAACGCUUGAAUAACUAGAUUUUAAAUAUGUAAAUACUAGCUCAUCUAAUCAUGAAUCUGGGAGUACAGCAUCAAAAAAAGAUUAACUUUUUUUGUGAAAUUAAUUGCAUUGGAUUUCACUGUACGUAUUUUGCGGUUUGCAAAAGUUUUCUGGAUCAAUAUGUAAAGUAGCAGGUACUGGAAAAUAAGGUGAAAAGGAAGUAAAAUGAAAGGAUGGUUGUCAGGUGAGGUUAAUUGAGGUUAGUUGCGUAAUCAAAAAAUCACUUUAUUAUUAUUUGUCUAAUUUCCCUAUGUAUAUGAAUCUGAAAAUGAUGUGAAAAUUUUUUUCUUCAUGAUAUUCUAAUUUUCAUUCUUAUUAUUCGAAUUCAAUUUUUGUAUUUGAGAAUAAUUUUACAUUCAUAUUUGAUUCAAACUAAUAAAACUUGAUAUUUGCACGGGUCUAAAAAUUAUAAAAUGUGCUGAACCAUAAAAUACUGGAUUAAAGAACUUUCACUGUAGAUUUGUUUAGGUGAUAACAUGCAUUCCCCAAUAAGAUUAAUUAAAAUGGGAUUUUGCACAGUGUUUCAAUGAACACAAAAAUUAUUUUUAAAAACUUUUUUUUUUCCAGAGAUUUUUAAUGAUGAAACUAGUUUUCAGUUUGGUACCUAGAGAUUAUAUUUGUCACAAGUUAUUAAGUAAAAGAAGUGACGUGUAACUAUUAACACUUUAGACAAAUAAUUUACUGUGUGCUUUUUUUCUACAGAAGUGAUUAUAAAAUGUGUUAGGCUAUUAUAUUUGUGAUACAUACUAGUUAAAAUACAAAUGUGUGAUAAUCCUGUGUAACUAUUAAAACAUUUAAAAUGAGGCUUUGUGGAAAAUUGUGAAAUAUAAGUUUAGAGCUAUCUACUCAUUGCCCUUCGAUACUUAACAGCUCAAGCUGAUAUUAAGAAUGUUUGAAGAAAAUAAUACAGUUUUUUUAAAAGAGAAUGUUGAUAUGAUCAUAUCAUGUAUGUUGAUGGUUUUGCUCUUGGGGUGAAUAUGUGGAAAACAUUUGUAUUGUAGAAAUAUUUGGUGGAUUGUCUGUAAAACUUACUAGAAAAAUUUAAGAAGUGUCUAUGAAUGAUUGUUAAGAGCAUUAAAUACCCUAUGAUUGUUCUGACAGAGUGCACAAUUUUAAUAGCUGUUGGGACCAAAAGUCUUUACAGAGUUUAUAGUGGUAAGGUGCUUUAUAACCAGUGUACUCGUGCCAGCUGUGAACGCCUUCAUAUCAGCAGCUUAACUGAGAUGGUACGUGCUAUGAACUUGAUGUGUGUGGAUACGUAGUGUUAGUUACAAUACUCAAACUGAAAAUAAAGAUGUAUGGUUAGUAUAAACAUGUUUGCUUGCUUGUCAGCAUUUUCCUCUGAGAGCCAGGUUCUUGAACUGUGAUCAAAGAAAUGGGUGGAAAAAAAAAAAAAAUUUGUUUGCAAUUUUGAAUGUAUUGACACCUUUUUAACAUUAAAAGGAUGAUGGAAGGUAAAAAUUUAGUAUGUUCAUUAUUACAGUGAUAAAAUUGGAAAGUGGGGGAAAAAAAAAGGCUAACUUGCAUUCUGCUGCCUCUCAAUUUAUAGUUGCAUAUAAAAUUUAGACUGCCCAAUGAAAACAUGUGUAAUUUUAUUUUUUACUUGUAAGAAUUGUUUAUUUAAAAUUCCAGAGACUGGUUUAUCUGCUACUAGUGGGAGUUACCCUUGCUUCAGCUCUUAUCAAACAGGUAUGGGAAGUCCCUUUGAAGAUCCAGUACAUUCUCAAACCACCUGGGGAAUUCUGUAACAUUCUUGAACCUUCUAGGGAAUUCUAGACAAUUAUCAAUCUGGUUAAUUCUAGAAUCUGCUGGAAGAUUUGACAACAUUCUAUUUCCAGCUGUCUCCAUAAGAAGUCCCCCGUUAUCUUCAUACCCACCCCCUGCAGUUUAAAAAGAAAACUUUAUUGGGGGGGGGGGGGGGGGGGGGGUAAAA